AUGUUUCUCUGUUUGGAGUACUUGUACCUGGGAGGGAACAGAAUAGUUUGUCUGCCUGAAGAGUUGGGGUUCCUCCACGCCUCUCAGCGCUGUAUCUUCACAACAACCGCCUCGCACCUGCGCAGUCUACGGACUCUGACUCUGCACAACAAUAACCUCAGUUCUCUUCCACGAGGCUUCCUCACUCUCAAACAUUUAGAAUCUCUCACCAUCAGACAAAACCCAUUAGUACAAGACUUCGUCAGAAAACUACCAGUCGGACCACCUUCGUUACAGGAAGUCGCAGGGCGUGUAAUCAAAAAUAAUGAUAUUUACUAUUCGUCGGAAACUCUACCACAGCCACUUGUGGACUACCUCAACUCCGCCAAACGUUGUGUAAAUCCUCAAUGUGACUGCGUGUACUUCGAUACUAGAGUUCAGGACGUGGAGUUUGUUGAUUUCUGUGGAUUGUACAGAGUUCCAUUGCAUCAUUUUAUCUGUUCGGCUCAUCCUAUCGUGGAGCAGAACAAUGCGAACCACACUCCUUCAGACAGAAUGAGACGUGUUCUACUGGGAUGAUAAGUAGAUACUAGUGAUCACGUGACAUCAUCAUUUCCGAUAUGUUGUUGUUUUGUUGGAGGGGACACGGAAUUUGUGGGACUAUUUUAAUCAGAAUCCAGGGCUUAAUGAUUGGAUUGAAAGAAGCUUGAGCAUGUAGUUCCAAUGAAUCUAAAAUUCGAUUUUCUAGAAAUUCAAAUUUAUAUUGAUUAAUGAUUAAUGUGCCAUAACUCAUGACUGAACAACUUAAAAGAUGUGAUCGUCGUUUAAAUUUCACUUAAUUUUAAGUACGAUGCUUAUUUGUAACUUAAUUGACCCUAACCUGAAGUAUACGAAAAGUUUAUGAUGAAAUCAACGGCCCUCGAUCGAGUAACCCUGAUUUAUAUUAGCAUAUUUGAUUCGAGAUUUGAUCAGUUUUCUGAUUUUAUAAAUAUCCGGUUAUAUUUAUAAAUAUAACCUGAUCGACUUUGUAAGUUGUAAAUAG
This is a messenger RNA of Bolinopsis microptera, 1021 nucleotides long. RefSeq names its product leucine-rich repeat-containing protein 58-like. The transcript has 6 exons. Lineage: Eukaryota; Metazoa; Ctenophora; Tentaculata; Lobata; Bolinopsidae. The record is from RefSeq and is a predicted model, not a curated record. Gene Ontology annotation, molecular function: protein binding. Bases 1 to 558 code for a protein of 185 amino acids.